CAUCCAAUUUCAGUAAGCCCAAUUGAACAAGGGUUCCUAUGCUUCUCUAGAGCAAUAGAAAUGGCAGAAACUGCUGCAUCUCUUUUCUCCUGGAGCCUCUGAAGUGAAGCUUGCUCUUUAGCAAUAACAGCUGCUUGACGCUUCUCCAACAUCUCUGUAGAUUGAACAAUUUUUGUCUCAAACUCCUUCUCUUGGUCUUCCAGUUCAGUGAAACGCCUCUUCAAGGACUUCUGAAGCCCAUGAAAGUGUUCUUCAAGUUGCUUCCAUUGCAAGUUAAGAGUAACAGCACGGUGACUUUCCAACUCAGCCCUUCAGCUUCACGCCUUCACCGCUUCACGCCUCAAUCAUGCUUCACUGCUUCACGCCGCCUUCACCUUCACCGCUUCACGCCGCCAUCCGCUUCACUUGAAGAGUUCAAAGUCAUCAUAUAUCAGCAAUGCCUCACAGAGCUCGGCCUAUGACAGGUCUCCUGCUGUUUACUGGACUUAAUGUUGUUUUGGUCUCAACAAUAACUCCUGUCUAUGAUUUCGUAUGCUUCCAUCCAUAUUGGGAAAGAAGAAGAGAGCAUCGGCGUCAGGAACGUGAAGCAGCUUUGAGAAGUUCAACAUCUGCUUGAGUCUGAUAUCAAGGUCGGAGAUUCUGUAUAGCAGAUUAUCUUAAUUUAACUUGGUCACGGGAGAAAACCGACUUAUAUUAAGAUAAAGUAUUUAAAGAAACGGAGGAAGUUAAGUUGGAGCCCUACACGUGCUUCUGGGUUUUUUGCUGCACACAAGUUUUUGUGUUUCCCCUAGUUCAUAUGGAGUCACAAUUUCAAGUUGAGCAAGUAUUGAGCUGGCUUAUGAAAGAAAGAUCAAGACUAUGCAUCUUACUAGCAUACUUUUUUUUUUUUUUUUUUUGAGGAAACCAUUGUUGUUCCAUCUAUAUUGGUGAGUGUUUGGCUGUCUGAAUUUGGAAGUAAGAGAACUGAAAGAUCUUGGGUUGUUCCACAUUUCUUAAUCUUGAUGCUUACCAUGUAUUUAGAGGCGUAGAGCAUAGUGCUAGAUCGUUUUCGAGACUGAUUAGUGCUCUUUUGCUUUGAUGCAAGGCUAUUGACAACGUUCAUUGUACUUAUUAAUCUUACAAGAAAUUGGAAGGCUUUCAUACUUAGCAUAA
Messenger RNA from Solanum dulcamara, 1152 nucleotides. RefSeq lists its product as uncharacterized. Lineage: Eukaryota; Viridiplantae; Streptophyta; Magnoliopsida; Solanales; Solanaceae. The transcript has 3 exons. The record is from RefSeq and is a predicted model, not a curated record. The coding region runs from base 437 to 616 and encodes 59 amino acids.